AUGGCCUUCCUGCUGCGGCUGUUCCGGGCCGGGGCGGAGAAGAGGCAGGUGAAGCUCUACAGGAACGUGAGGCGGGACGUGAACCCCGCCGACGCCUGGACCCUGGUUGGAGAGUUGGGAGACGGGGCUUUCGGGAAAGUGUUUAAGGCUCAGCACAAGGAGACGGGACUCCUGGCUGCUGCCAAGGUGAUCCAGACACAGAGCGAGGAGGAAUUGGAGGACCACGUGGUGGAGAUAGAUAUCCUGGCCAGCUGUGACCACCCACACGUCGUCCGGCUGCUGGAGGCUCUCUACUGGGAAGGGGAGCUCUGGAUCCUCAUCGAGUUUUGCCCCGGCGGGGCCGUGGACAGCAUUAUGCUAGAGCUGGAGAAAGGGCUGACGGAGCCGCAGAUCCGGGUGGCCUGCAAACAGCUGCUCCGGGCCCUGGACUACCUGCACUCCUCCAAGGUCUUCCACCGAGACCUCAAGGCCGGGAACGUCUUGCUGUCCGCUGCCGGGGACGUCAAGCUGGCCGACUUUGGCGUGUCUGCCAGGAACACCCGGACCCUGCAGCGCCGAACAUCGUUUAUUGGCACCCCAUACUGGAUGGCACCGGAGGUGGUACAGUGUGAGACCUCCAAGGAAGCACCCUACGACUCUAAGGCUGACAUCUGGUCGCUGGGCAUCACCCUGAUCGAGAUGGCGGAGAUGGAGCCCCCGCACCACAAGCUCAAUCCCGUGCGGGUCCUCCUGAAGAUCGCCAAGGCCCAGCCGCCUACCCUGCGCUUCCCGACACGGUGGUCUGAAGACUUUAAGGACUUCCUGUGCAAAUCCUUGGCUCGGGACCCAGAGAGCCGGUGGUCAGCUAGCCAGCUUCUGCAGCACCCUUUCGUGUUGGAGGUAGAAGACAACCGGCCACUGAGGGAGCUCAUUGCUGAGGCCAAAGCAGAGGUGUUGGAGGAGUUUGAAGAGGAGGAGGAGGAGGAAGACAAGGAGGAGGGGCAAGUCUUUCUGCCCAACCAGAAGCACGGCCAUGGCUCGGAGCCAGAGAGGACCCCCGCAUCCAGGAGGCCUUCCCUGGAGGAGUCGGCCGGGAGCGGUCCUCUCAGCAAGGAGGACCGCUCUCGCCCGCCGACGUGGAAGGCUCAUCCCGAGACCCAGCCAGCCACCGGGGCUGUCCCGCCCCCGGCAGACUCCCUGGAAGUCCCGCGGGAAAGCAGCCCGGCAGCCCGGCCGGAGAGCUGCCCCUCCGGGCAAUCCCCCAGCCCUCAGGGGGUGGGCCCCCAUGACCAGAAGCUGGUCGCUACCCUCCAAGGCCCCCCAAGACUGAUGACCAACAGGGCGCCCGACUUCCUGAAGCAGGCCAGACGCAAGUCGGCUCCGGCGCUUGAGGGGCAGAAGGCCUGCCGGGGGUCAAUGAGGUUGCCCGGCAAGAAGCCCACGGACUUCCUGAAGCUUAUAAGACGCAGGUCAUUCUUCGGAGGGGGGAGGCCCCAGGACCCGGUCAAGGAUGACGGGCUGGGGGUCACCCAGGGUGGGCAAGGGGACCCAGGAGUCCUUCUUGGGCCUCAGAAGCCUCCAUCUCUUCCAGCUGAGCAUGAUGGAGCUCUAAAGGGGACCCUUCCAGAGACCCCCGAAGUCAGGGGAGGGACAGAAUUCACCGAGCCUCAUGGGGCAAGGCUUGGCCCCUCAGAGAAGCAGGCCUGGGCAGAGUCGGAGCCUCCGGGGUGGUCAGCUUCUGUGAGCUUAGAGAGGGGAGGAAGUGGGACUGACCAGAGGAGCCUAGGAGCGGAAACCCACCAGGCCACUGACCCGCAUAUCAGAGACAGAGCAUCUCCACCUCUAGUCCCCCGCCCCUGGCCGGGAGGUCCGCAGGAGGCUGUCCGGGCUCAGGAGGGCCCCGUUCAGAACACAUGCGUGGCCGGCUUGGAUGGGGCAGAAGGGAGCCGGGACCCUGAGGACACCGAGGAAAAGCUGUCGUACCCGGAUGGAGAGCCACCAGUGGGCACUGGAUGGCUGGAUGAGAGGCUGCCCUGCGGGCCGGCACCGAGCGAGACAAAGGAAGCCCUGGGGAGGUCCCGACAUCCAAAUUGUGAGCAGGUGGAGGCAGGGGGGAACCGGGAGAGAAGCCUAGGGGUAGCUAAAACCCAGUCCCUGGAUCUCACUCCUGUCUGCGGCCCUUGUGGAAAAGCCCCAGCGUCGCCAGAAGAGUACCUGCUGGCCGCGCUUGAUCUCUGCCAGGCUAUGACUGAGGUUCCGGGCCUCCGGGGCCUGGCCAGACUCCCUAGAGUGGCCCUGAGCAGGGCUGCAGAGCCCCUGGUUUGGGCCGGGGUUCAGGGAGGAGAGUCGAGUCACAGGGGGUCCCUCUUUCCCGAUGCCCAAGCCAGGGUCCAGAUGGGAGACGGUUUCACACGGUCAGAGCCAUCGGAAGAGAAGAUGCAGCCGAGAGACGCCGGGGCCCAGGACCCCCAAGCGGAGGGUGAGCCGGAGGGCACGAGAUUCAACCCGACCGGCGAGUGGAAACCUCUGCCCAGAGAGGAGGUGCCCUUUCUGGGACCGGGAGACCUAGACAGGACCAGUGGUUUUGAAAAGGAAGGCCUGAGAGGGGUAAAGGGGCAUUCCUCCCCUGGAGAGAGCCCAGCCCGCAGCAAGCUGGAAGGGCCCGUGGCUGCUGUGGAUGGAAAGACUCUCAUGACCCCCAAGGAGGAAGCCGAACGCCGGGACUCAGAGAGCGACCGGGGUCGGGAAGCUGGUAUGAGUGAAGAUGAUUUUCAGAAUCCUACCCUGAAGUUUUCCGGGCCAGCAGCCGGCGUAGCAAGAGAGGCAGAGACCCUGGCUAGUUCGGCAAAGCCGGGACCCCGAGAGCCUCUGACAGGGAAGAAGACGGUGGGCUUUUCCCAAGAGCGUCCUGGGUCUCUCGGAAUGGCAAAACCCAUGAGCAACGGACAAAUGCUUAGAGAAGGUGCAACUUCUGGGAAAGAGGCAGGAACAUCAAACCCGCCGGAAGGGGAACCACUGGAAAAAAAGGAAAAUCUGGCCUCUGGCUCCGGAGAGCCUCCUGUUGCCCGUCGCUUCCCGGCUCCAAGGACGUUAGCUGCAGGCAGCCUGACUCAGGACACCGCCUUGCUCCGGAAAACAGUGAGGAAAACCCGCAGGUUUGUGGUGGACGGGAAGGAGGUCAGCGUGACGACCUCCAAGCCCGUGAGUGAGGUGGACGGCGGCGGUGACAAACGGCGCUCUGCUCGACGCCAGGAACUGCACGAACUCCGGCUCCUUCAGAAGGAAGAGCAGCGAGCCCAGAGCCAGCUGGACCAGAGACACCAUCAGCAGCGGGAGCAGCUGUUCCGUCACAUUGAGCUGGAGAUGACGGGCAAGAAGCAACACUACGAUGGGGAAAUAGAGGCCCUGGAGCGGCACUACCAGUUGACCUCAGAGAGGUUGGAGACGGAGCACGUCCAGCGGCUGCAGAAAGAGGCCAGGCGCCUGAAAUCCCAGCAGCAGAAGGGCUUGGCCAGGAUGCUGCCCGCUCUGAAGGAGAACCAGAAGGAGCCAGGGCUCCUCCAGCAGCAGCAGCAGGAGCAGCUGAACCAAGCCCUAAAGAAGCUCGCCCAGGAGCACAAGAUGAAAGUGACUUCCAUGGAGUGGGAAUACGCCAGCAAGCUGCAAAACCUCAGAAGAGGCCGGGAAUCGAUCAUCUGGAAACUGGAGCAGUCGCACCUGCAGGACAAGUAUCAGCUGUUCAAGCAGCAGGUCAAGGAGCAGUACAGCCUGCACGGACAGCAGCUGAGGGAGCGCCAGGAGAAGGAGAAGGAGCGAAUGCACUGUUUCCACCACCUCCUCCGGGAUGACCUCAGAAACAGGCAGGCCCAAGAAAGGAGCCGGCAGCUGAAGACCUGUCGUCUCCGCGCCAAGGAGCGCUUGGCCCAGUUCAAGGAGAGCCUGAAGAGCCAGGAGAUGAGCGGCUCGGAGCACAGGGAACACAUAAAACAGUUCCUGCAGGAAGAGGAAGCGCGCCAGAAAGCUGAGGCUGAGGAGCAGCUGAAACAUCACCAGGAGCAGCUGCAGGAGCUGCAGGGACAGCUGGAGGCCAACGAGGAUGAGAUGGGACAGAUGCAGGCUGAAAAAGUCCGCCUCCUGAAAGACCAGGAAAACAAAAAACUAACAAGGCUGGACGACGAACACACCAUGGAGCUCAGAGAAUGGCGGGAGAGACUAGUCACGCGCAAAGAGAUGCUGGAGGACGGGCUCUCGAGCAGACCCCCGCUUGGCGUCCCCGGGUCGCGGCGAGGGAGUGAGAGCGGCUGGAGGCUGUCCCGCUUCUUCCCCGUGUUCCACUAA
Molecule: messenger RNA, 4317 nt
Organism: Tachyglossus aculeatus (Australian echidna)
Lineage: Eukaryota; Metazoa; Chordata; Mammalia; Monotremata; Tachyglossidae
Product: serine/threonine-protein kinase 10-like
Exons: 18
Coding region: 1-4317 (1438 amino acids)
Biological process (GO): protein phosphorylation
Molecular function (GO): ATP binding; protein serine/threonine kinase activity
Source: RefSeq, a predicted model, not a curated record